AUGUCCAACACCGCCAACACUGUCCUCGACUUCCAGUCGGCGCCUGUCAACCCUCGUGGCCAGCCCACAUCGGAGCUCGCCCACACAGAAUAUGACGACGACAAGAAGUUCAACAGCGAGGAUAUCACCGUACCGGUGACCUCGUCGGUCAGCCGUGGACGGGAUGAGAUGGAUAUGGAGUUGGUCCCUACGGAGGAGGAUUUGUUGACGCUGAGGAAGGUCGCUGCUCCCUUGCCGUGGGCUGGUGUUGCCAUGUGCUUGAUCGAGUUUGCCGAGCGCGCCUCCUACUACGGCUGCCGUGGUCCCUUCAACAACUUCAUCAACCGUCCCCUCCCCGUUGGUGGUAACGGUGCCGGUGCCGUCGCACCUGGUGCUGCCGGUCUCAACCAGUCCGCUGGUGCCCUCGGUCGUGGUUCCGUCACUGCCACCGCCCUCGUCCAGAUGUUCAACUUCCUCGCGUACGUCAUGCCCAUCAUCGGCGGUAUCGUCUCGGACACCAAGUGGGGUCGGUUCAAGACCAUCGUCAUCGGUACCGCCGUCGGCGGUCUUGCCCACAUCAUCCUCGUUAUCCCUGCCAUCCCCUCCAUCAUCUCCAACCCUGACGGCUCCCUUGCGGCCUUCAUCAUUUCCAUCCUCGUUCUCGCUGGUGCCGCUGGCUUCAUUAAGCCCUGUCUCGGGCCCCUCCUCUGCGACCAGUCCCCCGUCCGUCACCCCACGCUCAAGGUUCUGCCUUCCGGCGAGCGCGUCAUCGUCGACCCCACCACCACUGUCCAGCGGUACCUCCUCGUCUUCUACUGGUGCAUCAACGUCGGAUCCUUCUUUGCCGUCGCCACCACCUACUCGGCCCGUCUCGUCGGGUUCUGGCUCGCCUUCCUCCUCCCCGGUAUCAUCUACCUCAUGAUGCCCGUCGUCCUCGUCAUGGUCUCCAAGAAGCUCUACAAGGCGCCUCCUCAGGGCUCGGUCGUCGUCGAGGUCGGCAAGGUCUUCGGUCGUCUUCUGGCCGAUGGCGGGUGGAAGCGUAUGUGGAAGGGAGGUGACGCCUUCUGGGACCGUGCUCGUCCCUCGGUUAUUGCCGAGCAGGAGGGUGGUCUGGACGUGACCAAGGUGUUCUGGGACGACAAGUUUGUCGACGAGAUCCGCCAGACCCUCAACGCCUGCGCGGUCUUUGCCCUCAUCCCCAUCUUCACCCUCGGUAACGGCGGUAUCGGGAACUCGGCCAACUCCAUGUCGGGCGCCAUGACCCUCAACGGUGUCCCCAACGACCUGAUCGACAAGUUCAACCCCCUUGCCAUCAUCAUCUUUGCCCCCAUCCUGAACUUUGGUCUCUACCCCCUCUUUGCGCACUACGGCCGUCCCAUCAAGCCCAUGACCCGCAUGGCCAUCGGUUUCCUCCUCGCGUGCUUCUCGGACAUUAUUGCCGCCAUCGUUCAAUGGCGGAUCUACGCCCUCUCGGCGUGCGGCUACUACGCGUCCACCUGCGCCACCGUUACCCCCGUCUCCAUCUGGCUUCAAAUCCCCAUCAUCAUGGUCCCCGCGGUCGGAGAGCUUUUCGUCAACGUCACCUCGUACGAGCUGGCCUACACCCGGUCGCCCGCACGCAUGAAGGCCCUUGUCUACGCCUUGGCCCUCUUCAACUCGGCCGUCGCUGCUGCCAUCUCCCUCGCGUGCUCCAAGGCCAUCCAGGACCCGUACCUCAUCUACCCCUGGAUUGCCCUCGCCUGUGCCACCUUCCUCUGCUCCAUCCUCUUCCCCACCUACUUCAAGCACCUCAACAUCCCCAUGACCGAGUUUGCCGACAAAGACCGUAUGGCGGGUAACGAUCAGCCCCAGGCGAUUCUGGACAAGAAGGCGAGGGGCGAUGAGGACAUGUAG
Molecule: messenger RNA, 1872 nt
Organism: Dioszegia hungarica
Lineage: Eukaryota; Fungi; Basidiomycota; Tremellomycetes; Tremellales; Bulleribasidiaceae
Product: POT family-domain-containing protein
Exons: 2
Coding region: 1-1872 (623 amino acids)
Biological process (GO): transmembrane transport
Cellular component (GO): membrane
Molecular function (GO): dipeptide transmembrane transporter activity
Source: RefSeq, a predicted model, not a curated record